AAACACAUUUUAGAAAUAUUUCGUGUUUACGCAAACGCAAACGAAAUAACUUUUACUCGAAUUUCAUCAAAUAUACAAUAGAACUAUGCUCUAACGCAGAACCCCAUUUCGACAACUAUCCCAAUAAUCAGUAGCAAUGUGCGACAGUGACGACGACCCCAGCGAGUCGGGUCGUGGCGGCGUCGAUCUGACCGGGUUUUUGUUUGGAAACAUUGACGAGAGUGGCCAGUUGGAAGACAACGGGCUGCUCGAUGGAGACUCCAAGCGGAUGUUGUCUUCCCUCUCGAGGCUCGGCCUCGGCUCCAUCCUGUCUGAAGUGCUGGAUAAUGAGGAGCCUACACAUGACGAUGAAGAAAAAGAUUAUAGCCUCAAAAGUCCAUCUGCUGAAGAUUUCUUUGACAUUGAUGAUGCAGCAGAAGAUACUCAGGAGGUGGUCACGGUUAGUAACAGUAACACUAGUGAGUCAGCACAGGCAGAGGACGCACACACAUCGCAGGUAGAAGUAGACACGGUUGUCACAGAUACGGAGACUGCGGAGGUUGAAAUUAAUAGUGAUUGUCCACAGACGGAAGAAGAGAUAGUACAGUCUGAUUAUUAUGGUGGGAAACCGGGACAGGAUGAGGGGUACGAAGGGGAUAUGGAGGGGGACGGGGAGCUCAUGCCGCCACCUUCUACUAUACCAACCCACGCCCAAAGACAACAAUCAACAGAAAAACCAAAGAAAUUAGAGACUCCUUUGGCAGCCAUGUUGCCAUCAAAAUAUGCAAACACAGAUGUUACUGAGCUAUUCCCAGACUUUAGGCCUGAUAAGGUGCUCCUAUUCUCGCGUCUCUUCGGCCCCGGCAAGCUGUCCAGCCUGCCCCAGAUUUGGCGCGGGGUGAAGAAGCGGCGGCGGCGGCGGCGCAGCGGCAGCGCGGGCAGUGACCCGCCCGACCGCCCUCCGGAGACCGAGAUACAGUAUGCUAGCGAUGAUGAGGAGAAGUUCCUUAGACCAAUGGAGGAGUCGCCUCAAAGCAGCGCAGACAACAACACCAACAACUCCGGCGACCGCAGUCAGAAGCCGAGCACGGCGCACUGGCGGUUCGGCCCCGCGCAGGUCUGGUACGACAUGCUCAACGUGCCCGAGUCGGGGGAGGGGUUCAACUACGGGUUCAAGGCCAAGAGUGAGCAAGAAAGCGACAAAGAGCAAGAGAAGCCCCCGGAGACGGAGGCCGGGGACGGGUCGGACAGCCCGGACAGCGGCUUCCCCGAGGACUCCUUCCUGAUGGUGUCGCAGCUGCAGUGGGAGGACGAUGUGAUCUGGGACGGCAGCGAGAUCAAACAUAAGGUGCUAGCGCGUCUAAACAGCAAGAGCAACGCGGCGGGCUGGGUGCCCACGUCGGUCAGCCGCACCGCGCAGCAGUUCUCGCACCCGCGCCCGCAGCCCGCGCCCAUCACGACUAAGCCGAACAUCUCAGCAGCAUCAACCUCGUCCAACCAGCCGGGCGGGCCCACGGCCGACGGCGAAGACAACACCUGGUACAGCAUAUUCCCAGUCGAGAACGAAGAGUUGGUCUACGGCACAUGGGAGGACGAGGUCAUAUGGGACGCCGAGAACAUGCCCAAAAUACCGAAGCCGAAGAUAUUGACGUUGGACCCAAAUGAUGAGAAUAUCAUAUUAGGGAUCCCUGAUGAUGUGGAUCCGUCGAAGAUUACUAGAGAAAGAGGCCCGCAACCCAAGGUGAAGAUCCCGCACCCUCACGUGAAGAAGUCCAAGAUCCUGCUGGGCAAGGCGGGCGUGAUCAACGUAUUGCAAGAGGACGCGCCACCGCCGCCGCCCAAGUCUCCUGAUAGAGAUCCUUUUAAUAUCUCUAAUGAUGUAUUCUACCAGCCGAAGUCCCAGAACCCUCGUCUGAAGGUGGCGGGCGGUCAGCUCAUCCAGCACAGUACACCGGUGGUGGAGCUACGGGCGCCCUUCAUACAGACCCAUAUGGGACCUGGACGAUUGCGUGCGUUCCACCGGCCGGCGCUGAAGAAGCUGUCGCACGGGCCGCUCGCCGCGCCCGGCCCGCACCCCGUGCAGCCGCUUAUUAAACAUAUACGGAAGAAGGCCAAGCAACGCGAAGCCGAGCGCCUGGCGUCCGGAGGCGGCGACGUGUUCUUCAUGAGGACGGCCGAGGACCUGAGCGGGCGCGACGGCGAGCUCGUGUUCAUCGAGUUCUGCGAGGAACACCCGCCGCUCAUCAGCCAAGUCGGCAUGUGCUCGAAGAUAAAGAAUUAUUAUAAACGAACCGCUACUAAGGACAGCGGCCCUAAACCGCUCAAGUACGGCGAGAUAGCGUACGCGCACACGUCGCCGUUCCUCGGGAUCCUGGCGCCGGGAGCCACGCAGCCCGUCGUGGAGAACAACAUGUACCGCGCGCCGAUAUACGAGCACACCGUGCCGCAGACCGACUUCCUUAUUAUACGGACCAGACAAGCGUACUACAUCCGCGAGGUGGACGCCCUGUUCGUGGCGGGACAAGAGUGUCCGCUGUACGAGGUGCCUGGGCCUAACUCCAAGCGGGCCAAUAACUUCGUUAGAGACUUCUUGCAGGUGUACAUUUACAGAUUAUUCUGGAAGUCCCGCGACAACCCGCGUCGUAUCAAAAUGGACGACAUCAAGAGAGCUUUCCCCUCACACUCGGAGAGUUCCAUCAGGAAGCGUCUGAAGCUGUGCGCCGACUUCAAACGUACUGGAUUGGAUUCUAAUUGGUGGGUAAUAAAGCCGGACUUCCGGCUGCCCUCAGAAGAAGAGCUCCGAGCCAUGGUGUCCCCGGAACAAUGCUGCGCUUACUUCAGCAUGGCGGCGGCGGAGCAGCGGCUGCGCGACGCGGGCUACGGAGAGAAGUUCCUGUUCACGCCGCAGGAGGACGAUGAUGAGGAGAUGCAGUCCAAGAUGGACGACGAGGUGAAAGUGGCUCCGUGGAACACAACCCGCGCCUACAUCCAGGCGAUGCGCGGGAAGUGUCUGCUGCAGUUGACCGGACCGGCCGACCCUACUGGCUGUGGAGAAGGUUUCUCGUACGUCCGCAUGCCCAACAAGCCGACGCAACAGCCGAACGAGGAGCAACAACCCAAGCGUACAGUUACCGGCACUGACGCGGACUUGAGAAGACUCAGCUUGAACAACGCUAAGGCCUUGCUGAGGAAGUUUGGGGUGCCUGAGGAAGAGAUCAAGAAGCUAUCCCGUUGGGAGGUCAUUGACGUGGUGCGCACGCUGUCCACGGAGAAGGCCAAGGCGGGCGAAGAAGGCAUGACCAAGUUCUCCAGAGGAAACCGAUUCUCCAUCGCUGAGCACCAGGAAAGAUACAAAGAGGAAUGCCAGCGUAUAUUCGAGCUGCAAAACCGGGUACUGUCGAGCACAGAAGUGCUUAGUACAGACGAGGCGGAAAGUUCAGUCAGUGAGGAGUCCGACCUCGAAGAGAUGGGAAAGAAUCUCGAAAACAUGCUCGCUAAUAAGAAAACUACUGAACAGUUGUCGUUAGAAAGAGAGGAAGCAGAAAGAGCUGAGCUGAGGAAGAUGAUCUUGGGCCAGUCGGAGAAGAAACCGCAAAUCAACCAGAAUGAAACUUCGCUAUCCGCUCACCAAGGCCGCGUACUCCGCAUAGUGCGUACAUUCCGCAACGCAUCCGGCCAGCGGUACACUCGAGUGGAAAUAGUACGCAAGGCGGCGGUCAUAGAGGCGUACACCAAGAUACGCUCGACUAAAGACGACGCAUUUAUACGACAGUUCGCUACGAUGGACGAGACGCAGAAGGAGGAGAUGAAGAGGGAGAAGAGGAGGAUUCAGGAACAACUGCGACGUAUCAAGCGAAACCAAGAGAGGGAGCGGCUAGCCGGAAAUGUCACCAUUCCGAGUAUGGGCGGAGACAGCUCAUCAAACAUGGACAUGAUGGGCUCUCCAUCAUCAGGCCUGAUCCCGCUGGGUCAGAUCAAACAGGAACCGGACCUAUACACACCUUCGUCGUCCAGAUCUAGACGCGCUAAACUGAAACCUGACCUCAAACUGAAGUGCGGUGCUUGCGGUCAAGUCGGCCACAUGCGCACGAACAAGGCGUGCCGCCUGUACACCGGGGGCGGCGCCGAGAGGGGCGCGUCGCCGGACUUGGAGCCGCCCCCGCCCGAGCCGGUUAGCGCCCCCACCGGCUGCGUCGAUGGGACCAAGCUUACGCUGCCUACUAAGCUUAUCAAGCAAUCCGAAGAGCUCCGUCGCAAGAGCGGCAGCCGCAAGGAGUUCCGCGCCGCCGGCCGCAUCCGCCGCCGCGGCACCGCCUCCGAGUCUUGCGACUAUUUGGUCAAGAGACCAGCAGAAAGGAGAAGGACUGACCCGCUAGUUACUCUCUCGUCAUUGUUGGAAGAUGUCUUAAACCAUAUGAGGCACUUGCCAGAUGUGCAACCGUUCCUGUUUCCUGUUAAUCCUAAGUUGGUGGCAGACUACUACCGCAUCGUGUCCCGGCCGAUGGACCUGCAGAGCAUCCGCGACAGCCUGCGCCAGAAGCACUACCAGAGCCGCGAGGAGUUCCUGGCUGACGUCAACCAGAUCGUCGAGAACUCCACGCUUUACAAUGGACCUACAAGCAGUCUGACCGUGGCCGCUCAGCGCAUGUUACAGCGAUGCGUCGAGAAGCUGGCGGAGAAGGAGGAACAGAUCAUGAAGCUGGAGAAACAAAUCAACCCGCUACUGGACGAUAAUGAUCAAGUCGCCCUAUCAUUCAUUCUGGAGAACCUUCUCACGACGAAGCUGAAGAUAAUGCCGGAAGCGUGGCCCUUCCUGAAGCCCGUCAACAAGAAGCAGGUGAAGGACUACUACAGCGUCAUCAAGCGACCCAUCGACAUGGAGACCAUGGGGAAGAAGAUACAAGCGCACAAGUACCACAGUCGCGCGGAGUUCCUGCGCGACAUUCAGCUGUUGGUGGACAACUGUCGCGCGUACAACGGACCGACGUCGCAGUUCACGCGACAAGCCGAGACCAUACUGAAUGUCACUCAGGAGGCUUUGGAACAGUUCGGCGAGCACGUCACACAACUCGAAGCGAACAUAGCACUAGUGCAACAGAAGAUGCUAGAAGCAGCCGAGCAAUCGGAUGAGCGGGACUCGCCGCCGCCGCCCAGCGAGGAGAAGCGGGGGAGGGGCCGGCCGAGGAAGCACAAGCUGCACGCCGGCGCCGAUGGUUCGACCCCGAGCAAGCGCGGCCGCCCCCGCAAGGAGCCGCACAGCCUCGAGGAGGACCUGCAGUACUCGGACAGCGGCGGUUCCGAGCUGGAGGAGGUGCAGCCCGCCCGCCCACAAGACGACCUAUCCACCGGUCUAGACACGGGCUUCCCCCCUCCCCCCGUGGAGAUAAAACGGGAGAUCCCCGACGAGCCGCCGCACGCGAGCGACGACUUCGUGGACCUGGACGACCACACCGACUACUCCUUCCCGCCCGUCGUCAAGGAGGAGCCAAUGGAACCGGAUAUGAACAUGGAGCACCCGAUGGAGGGCCCCUCGCUGGCGCCGCCGCAGCUUAAGGAGGAACCCAUGGAGAAUUGGCAGCCGGAUCCAGCUAUUCAAGACGACUUGCAAGUCACGGACAGUGAAGAGGAGGCGGAAGAUGGCUUGUGGUUCUAAACAACAUUCUUAACCAAUCUUGUACAGUCUAAACGCAAUAAUGAAGACGCUAUGACUUUUGUUAUAAAGUCCAAGUUUGAGCGGUGAAUCCCCUUCAUACAAUGCGUAAUUAUAUGAACUAAAGCGCACUUUAAAAACGAAGGUUUGCAACAGAAUGUUUCACUACGGUAUGAUUAUUUGAAUAUGUAUUUGUACGCCUUGUGAUUUUAUCCCAAUUUUCGUAAACAGUCGGGUCUGUCUGUAUGAAAUUGAAAUUAAGAAAAAUAAGCUAUAAAUAAUUAUAAUAAUUAGUAACGUAAGACAGAAAAUUGUAAUUGUUAAGAUUUUUAUGAAAUAAAUAUUGUUAUUAAUA
Plutella xylostella (diamondback moth) is the source of this 5984-nucleotide messenger RNA. Lineage: Eukaryota; Metazoa; Arthropoda; Insecta; Lepidoptera; Plutellidae. The record is from RefSeq and is a predicted model, not a curated record.